AUGAUAAACUCUAGGGCACUUACAAAGCAAAUUAAACGUGCCCAACAGAAUAAAUAUCGUCUCGUCAAUCACAACGACCAUAUUGAGUUUAUUACAAUUGGAAAAAAAAGAAAAGGAAAAACUAUUAAAGAGAUUUGUAACAUCAACAACAACAAUGACGCUUUGCACCAUUCACAGCACAAUAUCCGAUAA
Clunio marinus is the source of this 192-nucleotide messenger RNA. The record is from the annotation of a GenBank genome assembly. NCBI's taxonomy places the organism in Eukaryota, Metazoa, Arthropoda, Insecta, Diptera, Chironomidae.